Messenger RNA from Dimorphilus gyrociliatus, 1558 nucleotides. The record is from the annotation of a GenBank genome assembly. Lineage: Eukaryota; Metazoa; Annelida; Polychaeta; Dinophilidae.
AGUUUUUUCCAAGAGUAUUUUGUAAAGAGUCAAAAUUAGGGUUGUUAGUCGAUUAUCCCGCAUUUCUUUGCCCUUGUUGAAAAACAUAGGGACUAUGGCCGAAGGAAAAGUGGACAAAUUGAUCAGGUGUGAUUGGAGCCUUGGCUGUGAAGAGGAAAUUGUCUACCAUGAUAAGGAAUGGGGUGUUCCAGUUCACGAUGAUAGGAUUCAUUUUGAAUUUCUGACGCUUGAGGGUGCCCAAGCGGGAUUAAACUGGAGAACCAUUCUAAAGAAGAGAGAAGCUUAUAGAGAAGCUUUCGACAAUUUUGACGUUGAGAAGAUAGCGGAAUACAAAGAAGAAAAGAUUGAAAAUCUUAUGAAAAACCCCGGAAUAGUAAAGCAUCGACUAAAGAUCAACUCUACGGUUAAGAACGCAAAAUUGUUCUUAGAUAUACAGAAAGAGUUUGGAACGUUCGACAGUUAUGUUUGGAAAUUUGUAGACAAUAAGAGAAUUGUAAACAAAUGGGAAAAGACUGGAGAUGUUCCAGCAACCAGUAAAGAAUCGGAUCAAUUGAGUGCUGAUCUUAAGAAAAGAGGAUUUAAAUAUUGUGGAUCAACGAUAAUGUAUGCUUAUAUGCAAGCCUGCGGUCUGAUAAAUGAUCAUCUAGUUACGUGUUUCAGAUAUGGUCAAGUAUAACUCGUAUAUUGUCGCUAAUACAAAGCUAUGACUUGUUAUCUGCAACUCUUCGUUUGAUAAUGGUACGAGACGAUAUCCAGGUUUAUUUAAGGUAGAAUGUUGAUCUUUAGUUAUUCUUGCAGGAGUAUCUCUUUCCUUCUUGAGCAUUGCUAUACUUUCUUCCUAUGUUCUAUAAACCUUGCUUUCGGAGUCGAAUAAUCUCUUUCAAGUUCUCCAUUACCAAGCAUUUCAAUCGUUUUCCAAAGAUAAAUCAAUAAGGAAUUCCUGAUUUGAAGUGUACGGAAGUAACGGAGGAAGCUGCCAAACUGCAAUCUGCCUUUUGAGCCUAUUGGUUUUUGUUACUACUAAAAUUGUAGUAAGGUCCAAGAAUCAUAUCGGAAAGCGCAACGUUUUCUACAUCAUCCUCAAUAUGUAAAGCAAUCAUAUUGAUCAUCAUCGGUUCAAUCGUUGUUGUUCUAGAAAACUAUCCUAAUUAGUUUUAGAGUUAGUUGCCCAAACUUCAAUGCCAACCUGUAUCCGUCCUUUUUGUCGGUGCUUUCUUUAGUAAGAUCACUGGAUUUAUUCUUCUCUGCUUGUUUAAAAUGGAGAAGUGCAAACUAGUAAACUAGUAUUUCCUUUGCAGGAUAUAAACUGGUAAAUAUAUUAUGAAUAAAUAUAAUUUAUAACACUGAGAGUUUUUUUUAGAUAUUUAGUCUUGUUGAAUUUUCCAUCCAGUAGUAAAAGAGAUUCAGUGGUUUUUGUAUAUUACUUAGUCGAUUUCUCUUUUAAAGCUAAAAUAUAAAAAUUUUCAAUAUAAUUAGUUGCUUGUUCUUUCAGUGGGGAAGUCAUCGAUUAAUAUUUAUAGUUUUAUAUUUUUUUAUUAGUAUUUCAUUUUCUAACCUG